AUGUCAACAGUAACUGGUAGCGUUCCAAUUGCUACCUCUUUGGCUAAUAACAACCCUGCCAAAAGAAAGAAGCAACAUCUUCAUAAGAGAUCUUUUGCAGUAAGUGGUGAUUUUGAUUUUUUAAUAACAGAGUUGAAUGCUCAGGGUACAGUAGAUAAAAACGACGUUAAACUGCCUCUUCCUCAUCCUAAAAUUAAAGAUUCAUCCACUUAUGGCUAUAACUCUGAUAUAAAUAGGACAGUUCCCAAUGGAAUUAUAGACCUAAAUGAAGCCUUAUUAGCAACACCACCUUCAAAAAAUAGGCACCCUUAUGUAAAUUAUUCCUCGAAGCCUAGGUCAUUUAAUUUUCAUAGAAGGUCAGAAAGUGCACCGGCAGGAUUAGAUUUAUUGGAUGGCUUUUUUGGAAGUUUUGAUGCAACAAAUGGAAAUUACUAUAACACUCAUUCAGAAACAUAUAAAAGUAAUAAAAAUAGUUUUGCAGGUUUACAUAAAGCUAAUAUUAAUGGCAAUAACACUAACAGUACUAUUAAGGAAGAGGACACAGAAGAAGAUACUUACGAUAAAAGUGCAAAUAACCAAUCGUUAUUAGCACCUAUAAAACCUAAAACACUGGAUGUUAAAAAGUUUUCCGAUACUAAUACCAGCUCACCCGCAAAUACUACCAAUAUUUCAUUAAAAAAGCAAAAAGAGAGAUAUUAUAAUAAAGUUAAAAAUUUACCAACCAUUUCUUCUUCAUCUACUACAACAUAUAAUCAGAAUAAAUCACAACUUUCUUUAUCUUCUUCCAGUGAUAACUCUGCCUCAAUAAGUCCCAAGAUUCUAUCAACUACUAAUAAUACCCCAAAUAGCAGUCAUUCAAGUAAUUCUUUUGCGACUAGUACCAUCACCAAUGCCACAACUAAAUCUAAUAGUAAUAAUAAUAAUAAUAAUAUUCACAAGCUUUAUUCUAAAUAUAAUACUAAUGCCAAAGCUUUAAGAAACAAUAAUAAUGUGUUUAAGUAUCAAUCGCAAAUGUACGAUAUUCCAGACAGCAAUAAUAUCAAGGUCCCUCUUUUGAGAUCUGCAAGAUCUAGUGAAGAUAUUUCUACACGUAAUAAUAACAAUAUUAAUAGUAGUGAAGAGGUAAAAGACAAGUUUUAUGAGGGAGAAGUAGUAUUAUUAUAUGGUCAACCUGGGGAUGUGGUAGAUUUGAGUACCACAACAAUCAAUACACCCACCAUAAAGAAUUUUGAAAGCAUAACGCCAGUUGUUUCUUCUUGCUCUACUGCUGCCAACAGUUGUAUAAGCAAUAUAACCGACGAUACUGACAAUAAUAAGAUAGACAUACCUGAGCAUAAAAAUAAGAGCGAUAAUAAAGGAAAAAAUAACAACACUGAGAUUAAAAGUAAAAGUAGUUUUUUUCUAAAUAAACCACCAAUGUUAAGAAGUAAUGAUAGCAGCUGUAAUGCUAGUACUAAUAGCAUUAGUAAUAGAAAUAGUAUAAUAAGCUUAAUAUCAAUUAAUAAUAAAAACAGAAAACAAAAGAAAAAGAAAAAGAAAAAGGUUAAUUGUAACAAUAAUAAUGAUAAUAGUAAUAAUGGACAUAGCCAUACUUCCUUUGCAUUGAUAGACAAUGAUAAUAAUAGAGCAACUCAGGAUAAUACUAAUAAGAAUAAGCCUAAAGGGAAAAGAAAUAGACUAAGUACGAUGUUAUCAAUAUUAUUUCACAAUAAUAAAUAA
Saccharomycodes ludwigii is the source of this 1719-nucleotide messenger RNA. RefSeq lists its product as uncharacterized. Lineage: Eukaryota; Fungi; Ascomycota; Saccharomycetes; Saccharomycodales; Saccharomycodaceae. The transcript has a single exon. Bases 1 to 1719 code for a protein of 572 amino acids. The record is from RefSeq and is a predicted model, not a curated record.